AUGAAAGAAGCGCAUUCGUUGUCCGAGAUACUUCUCAAACGCUUGGACGAAACGACCGCGCACGAUUUGAGGAAGCUCAACGCGGUGCUCUUUCCGGUGAAGUACGCGGAAUCGUUUUACCGGGACUCCGCGGCGGCUGGGACGUGCACGGCAUUAGCGUACGCGAGAGGAGAAGGAGAUGAUGAAGAUGAAAAUGCAUUUAACGAGCUCGCCGGCGCCAUCGCCGUUCGAUUGGAAAAACAUCCAAAAUUACCAGACAAGGCAAGAAUGUACAUAAUGACGCUGGGCGUGUACGCGCCGCACCGCGCUCGAGGCAUCGGGUCGAGGUUAUUAAUGAACAGUUUAAACGAAGCGAGCGAAGAUGAGAACAUAGUGGACGCGUAUUUACACGUCCAAACGAACAACGAGGAGGCGAUUAAGUUUUAUUGCGACCCGACUGGGAAAUUCGCGUUCGAGAAAGGCGAGGUGAUUGAGAAGUAUUAUAAGAGGAUCGAACCGGAUAGCGCGGUCGUUUUACGGUUGGAGAUGAAGAAGUGGAAGAGGAAAGAAUUGGAGAAUGCGAGGUACAUGGAGUACCACGCGUGA
Bathycoccus prasinos is the source of this 585-nucleotide messenger RNA. RefSeq lists its product with no specific name. NCBI's taxonomy places the organism in Eukaryota, Viridiplantae, Chlorophyta, Mamiellophyceae, Mamiellales, Bathycoccaceae. Gene Ontology annotation, cellular component: cytoplasm; NatA complex. Gene Ontology annotation, biological process: mitotic sister chromatid cohesion. Gene Ontology annotation, molecular function: N-acetyltransferase activity. The transcript has 2 exons. The record is from RefSeq and is a predicted model, not a curated record. Bases 1 to 585 code for a protein of 194 amino acids.